AAUCAACACUGUGAUGGCAUCGUCGCAGGAUGAAGUGACUGCUGCCAAGGUAUCACCACCAAGAGCUUCCCACCACCGCCGGUGCCCGAGACUCCUUGUACACUCUGCGAUUGGUUUUGGCCUUGUUGUGGUGUCACUAGUCCUCGUAUUUGUCUUCAACUCCGCUUUCUCGUUGUCUGCAUCACCAUUGCCGCGGGGUCGCUCAACACCUGUGAUUGUCGUGCUUGGAGAUUCCAUCACAGAGUAUGGAGAGAAUCCUCAGUUGAUGGGCUAUGCAUCUAUGCUGGCCAACGCUUACGUCCGUCGUGCCGACGUCGUCAACCGUGGCUCCGCCGGCUGGACAACGCGCACUUGGCUUCCUCUUUUCCCCGCCAUGGUCCAAGACUGGGAGCGAAAACCACCGGCCUUGGUUUCCAUUUUCUUAGGCGCCAAUGAUGCUGCAGUAGACACCGAUGCCCAGCAUGUUCCCAUCGAUGAAUUUGCGUCCAACCUGCGAGAAAUGGUCCGAUUGAUUCAACAAGUGUUCCCAGCGUGCCACGUCAUGCUGGUGACGCCGCCUACUGUAGACGAUGCCACGUGCAUUUAUCCCCGACGGAAUGCUCUGACGGAAGUGUAUGCCAAGUCGUGUGUGGAAGUGGGUGCAGCUCUGAAUGUGUCAGUGGUGGACCUCUGGACAGCGUUCCAAAACCGACAGAACACGACCAAGCGACUCCACGUGGCCAACGACGGACUGCACCUAAAUGACAUUGGCAAUGAGCUUGUAUAUGACCUCUGGCUUGCCCAGGUGAACCAGGACAUGCCACUCCUGAGUCCCCGCCAAUUGCCCAUUGUUUUCAGUUGAGAGGCUGUUGAUGCUAACCUAUAAUUAUGCGGCGUAGGAUAGCAUCAACACUAAUACUUUUACAUCAUGUUCGUAUACAUCU
This is a messenger RNA of Aphanomyces astaci, 923 nucleotides long. RefSeq lists its product as hypothetical. NCBI's taxonomy places the organism in Eukaryota, Oomycota, Saprolegniomycetes, Saprolegniales, Verrucalvaceae. Bases 14 to 841 code for a protein of 275 amino acids. The record is from RefSeq and is a predicted model, not a curated record. The transcript has a single exon.